Molecule: messenger RNA, 996 nt
Organism: Peronospora belbahrii
Lineage: Eukaryota; Oomycota; Peronosporomycetes; Peronosporales; Peronosporaceae
Source: the annotation of a GenBank genome assembly
AUGAUGCCAGGCGUAGUAUCAAGAGAUCCAAGUCUAUUGCUCAAGUGCCAGGAUUUUCUCUUACAUCCAACUGUGCGUACAUUAUCACUGGCCCAACGUGUGGAUUUCCUCGAGAAAAAGGGGUUAUCACCAGAGGAAAUCACGCAGUGUUUAAAGAGUAUUGAGCAACGUAAUGGUCUGUCCCGAUUAGCGCAACGUACGGCGAAAGAUCUAGCAACGCAUGUGGAUAUUUCCAGGCUCAGAACGCUGAAAUUAGCAGUCAAUUCGCCAUUGCAGCUGCUUCAGUACGUCGUCAAGAAGUACGGCAUUGUCAUGCUGUUGUUAAUGCUACUGGGCUAUGGCUAUGUACAGUUUCGACAGAGUAAAAUGGAUCAAUUGUUGCUGCAACGUCAAGGAGAGAAGACACGGCGUAGCAAACGUCUGCAUGCAAGAGUUGAGGCAUUGCUGGAUGUGGUAAAGCAUCAGCAGAUGCAGUACAAGCAGGCAGCGGAGCUUUUACGAGCACGAGUGACAAAGGUUUUAGUAUCUGAAGAGACGACAAUAAACAUGGCGACCAUGUUGAAGACCAAUUCAUCCGUGACGCAAUUGUCGCGAGGAUUGGAGCUUCAAGCCCUGCAGAGCGAGCUAUUAGAUCUGAAAAGCGCCGUCGUGGAUACAUAUUUGCACCCACCAGGUGCUAGGAAGAGUCUGGAAAAGAAAGAGAUAUCGAUGCUUCUACAACCAGCCUUGUUGGACAAAGGAGUUCAGGUUGUGCAGGCGACUACGGACACUAGACAUUGUGUCGAGAGCUUUGAGACUGGUGGUGCUCUUUGCACAGCAGUGAAGAAAGCCUGUCAAACGGUUGUAGAGCCACACAAGAAAGCGUACAAGAAGCAGAGUGAAGCCCGAGAUCAGACUAGUAUGAGCACUGAGGAGAUUACAGCUUUGUUUCAACGAGGUCAGGUUGAAGAGGAGCUGUCGACUGCAGGAAGCUACCGUCUUUUGUUUGCGACAUAA